AUGUGCUACCCGCUGCGGAAGAAGCUCGCUGCCACUCGGGCCGAGGUUUUCGUGCCCCUGCUUGAGGCCGUGGAGGCGCUCGUGGAUGCGCUCAAGUUCAAUGCGAUGUGCGACCGGCGAGGAGAAACCGGUACAAGAUCAGGCAAAGACAGCCCCAGCUUCGCUGAUAAGCUUGUUGUGCUCCUGUCGUUCGUGUUUCUCUAUAAAGAGCAUAGCGAAGCAGUAACCACGCAGUGUUUCUUGGUCGAGAAAUCCUCUACAAUGGCGAGGCCGAACCAUCUCCGGCUCAUCUUCUUCUUCCCGGUGUUUCUUGCAUUGAUCCAGGAGACCACGCAGCUCCAGCCUUCGCAGGUAUGGACUCUGAUCAAGAUCCAGCAGCUCCUGAACAGCCCUCCAAUGGUCAGCCACUGGCGCCGCAGCACCGACUUCUGCGGCGGCGCCGGCGGCUCCAUGGGGCCUACGGGCACGGCCGCCGUCCUGUGCUACGGGGACACCGUGACGCAGCUCCACAUCGCAGGCGCCGCGGGCGCGCCGCCUCUGCCCCGGAACUUCUCCAUCGGGGCCGUCGUCACGACGCUGUCCAGGCUCCCCGACCUCAAGGUGCUCACGCUGUCCGGGCUCGGACUCUGGGGCCCCCUGCCGGGCAAGCUCGGCCGGCUCGCCUCGCUGGAGAUCGUCAACAUGAGCGGGAACUACCUCUUCGGCGAGGUCCCGAGGGGCAUGUCGCGCCUCGUCGCCCUCCAGACGCUGGUCCUCGACGACAACAUGCUGGGCGGCGAGGUGCCGGACUGGAUCGGCGCUCUGCCGUCGCUGGCCGUGCUGAGCCUGCGGAACAACACGUUCCAGGGCGCUGUGCCGGAGUCCCUCGGGAGCGCGCCGUCGCUGCGGUCGCUCGUGCUCGCGUCGAACAACCUGUCCGGGAACCUGCCGGACAUGAGCCGGCAGAGCAACCUCCAGGUGCUCGACGUCGGCGGCAACUCGCUCGGGCCGGCGUUCCCCAGGCUCGGGAGGAAGGUGGUCACCGUGGUGCUGAGCAGGAAUAGGUUCGGCGGCGGCCUCCCGCCGGAGCUGGGUUCGUUUUACCUGCUGGAGCGGCUGGACGUGUCGUGGAACCGCUUCGUCGGGCCGUUCGCGCCGGCGCUGCUCUCCCUGCCGUCCAUUCGGUACCUGAACAUCGCCGGCAACAGGUUCACCGGGACUCUGUCCGACAAGGCGCCGUGCGGCGACAACCUCCGGUUCGUCGACCUGUCGCUGAACCUCCUCAUGGGGAGCGUGCCGACCUGCUUGAGGUCACCGGACAGGAAGCCGGACACGGUGGUGCUCGUGUCCACCAACUGCCUGGAUGACAGCGACGGUUCACAGCACCCGUCACCGUUCUGCCAGAACCAGGCCCUGGCCGUGGGGAUACUGCCCGGCAAGGAGAAGAAGAACAUCGCAAGCCAUGCAGGCUUCGUGGCCGGCAUUGUGAUGGCGAUCCUUGUCGCCAUUUCGGCUGUCGGUCUCAUCGUCUUCUUCGCUGUGAGGAGGCAAGCCAUGAAAGGUUCGGAGUCGAGGGCUCCCACAGCUUCGGAGGAAGAAAAUUCUUCGAUUGGCUACCCUUCCAAGCUGCUCGCUGAUGCACGAUACAUAUCACAGACGGUGAAGCUGGGAGCCCUGGGGAUCCCAUCAUACAGAUCAUUCUCUUUGGUCGAGCUUGAAGCUGCAACCAAUAACUUUGAAAACUCUCACCUGCUGGGACAAGACUCUCACGGCGAGAUGUACCGAGGAAGGUUAGGCAAUGGCACGCCAGUGACGAUCAGGACUCUGAAGAUGAAGAGGAGCCAGACUACCCAGAGCAUCAACCGCCACAUCGAGACGAUCUCCAGGCUCAGGCAUCAGAACUUGGUCAGCGCUCUGGGACACUGCUUUGAGUACGAUCUCGAUGAGUCCACUGUGACCCAGCUGUACAUCGUGUUCGAGUACGUGCAGAAUGGGAACCUGAGGAGCAGGAUCUCGCAAGGAACUGAAGGGUGCAGGCUUACCUGGUCGCAGAGGAUAUCGGCCACCAUCGGUGUCGCCAAGGGUAUCCAGUUCCUGCACGGAGGUAUCAUACCUGGCCUAGUUGGAAAUGAUCUGAGGAUCACGAACAUCCUUCUGGAUCAGAACCAUGUCGCCAAGAUCGGCAGCUACAACAUCCCGAUCCUAGCAGAGGCCAUGAAAUCCGAGCAGGGAGGAGCUGGAAACAAGUUCCAAACUGAAAGUCGUAUGAAGAGCGAUAAGGCAGACAUCUUUGACUUCGGGGUGAUCCUACUUGAGGUUGUGUCUGGGAAGACCAUCACAUCCAUGUAUGAAGUGGAGAUACUGAAAGAGCUGCUGGCAUGGGCGAUUGCCGACGAGGACCGGGUGAGGAGGAGGAGCUUCGCAGACCCCGUGGUGAGCAAAGGGUGCUCGGACGAAUCGCUGAGGACGGUCAUGGAGAUCUGCCAGAGGUGCCUGGCCAAGGAGGCGUCGCAGCGGCCCUCGGUGGAGGACGUGCUAUGGAACCUGCAGUUCGCCGCCCAGGUGCAGGACGACUGGGAGGUGGAUGCCUGGAGCAGCAGCGGAGGAAGCCCAGUGUCGUCGUCGUCCAGGGCCACCAGGUCGACCCGGCUACACUUGAGCAGAUGA
Messenger RNA from Miscanthus lutarioriparius, 2646 nucleotides. Lineage: Eukaryota; Viridiplantae; Streptophyta; Magnoliopsida; Poales; Poaceae. The record is from the annotation of a GenBank genome assembly.